GUUCGUCCGUUUGCAUGGCGUGGUUGUGAUGUGAGUGUCUCAUGUAUGUGAGGUGUGGUGCAUUUGUGCAUUUAAGCUCAAGACACAUUUCACACACAGAGAGGAGGGACAGUUUCUUUGUGUCUGUUAUCGCGCCACUCGGUUGACCGAAUAUGUGUGUUCAAGUCAUUAGUCUCUUAAAAGUCUCCCACCACCACAACGAAUUGUAUGCCCACUUUCCGAGCCCCAUCCCAGCCCAUCCUGAGUUGUCGCAUCACACCACACGCACACACAACACCAUCCCACGCACGGACGACACAUAAACACAUCACCACUUCAAUCGUUCGAUCCACCAAUCGCGUCGCAUCACUCUCGCUUCAAAAUUGGUGCAGCACAUAUGCAGAGAUAGAUGGCAUCCAUCCAGCAGGGUCGGGCUGUUGUCUCCCUCCCGCUGCCAAGGUUGCCGGUCCAUGCACUGCUUGCUGUCUGUCUUUCUGCCGGAUCUGUGACUGACGAACGACACUAACCACCCGUCGUUGUGUGAUUCAGGUGGGUCGGAAAGAGAGAGAGAACCGAUCCAUGAGAAGCGGAGAGAGAACACUCACUCACUCACAGCCACCACACACAACACACUCACACAACACACACACACACGGAUGUUCCCACGCAAUCAGAGAGAGGGAGAGAGAGAGCUAGUCGGUCAGUCGGUCGGCGGGGGCACUCAUGCCAUUCAUUCCACUCAUUCCUUCGUAUAAAGGCCGCACGCAACGCAUCAAGAUACGCAAAACAGACAGGCAGACAGGCAGGCAGGCUUCAUUUCAAACAGACCAAAGAGAAACCAAUCCAAUCCAAGCCACACACGGAGAGAGUUAGGCGAAUUGCACUGCACCACACACCACACGUAGGCAAGCCACACUCAUGAGCGAGCAGCCCAGCCCCCACCUGCACUCACGACGGUGUCACGUGACGAAGGCACCGCGUGUGUGGGUGGGGGGCCUGCUUAUGUGUAGGCCUUCCAGACUCCCCGCCCACAGCCCAUGCAUCACAAACAGGGCCACCAGCAGCGACACAAGCCACGACAGAGAACGAAAGAAACAUUGCACACGUCCAGCAACACCAUAGCCGAGGGCGAGGUGCUUCCUCUCGCCACGCCAGCCACGACGCCGCCUGUCCCUGUGCCGUGUUUCCGCCUUCUCCCUCAGGCCCGCCUCGCUUCUCUGAUGAUGCCCAUUUCCAUCGCAACGACAACAUCCACAACACGCAAGCACCGCCUCUCUCCUGACAGCCCCCCUCGUGUGUGUGGUGGUGGUGUGAGUGAGUGGGAGAGGGGAUGGCUGUCGGGUGCCAUCGAGUGGGGUUCAUUUGCCCUUCUUCUGGGCGGCCUUGGUGACCUUGCCGGAAGUGGCCUCCUUCUUGGACACCUCCUUGAUGACACCCACGGCCACCGUCACGCGCAUGUCGCGCACGGCGAAACGUCCCAGGGGCGGGUAGUCCUGAUACAAACAGAGAUUGAUGGGAUGGUCGGUGUAUCUGGUCUGGUGGUGGUUUGGUUGGGGUGCUUACCGAGAAGGACUCGACGCACAUGGGCUUCUGGGGGAUGAGCUGCACCAUGGCGGCGUCGCCCGACUUGACGGCCUUGGGCUCCUUCUCCAGCUCCUUGCCUGCACAUAACCACACGGAAACACACACGUGGUCAUGUGACUGGCGCUGGUGCAUGGUGUGUGAGGCGGCUAGCUGACUGACCCGAUCGGCGGUCCAUCUUGGCGCGGAUCUCAGCGAACUUGCAGGCGAUGUGGGCCGUGUGGCAGUCCAGCACGGGCGCAUAGCCGUUCUUGAUCUCACCGGGGUGGUUCAGAAUGAUGACCUGCACAACACACAACCCAAUACACCGCACAUCAGCAACACCCACACGCCCUCACAAGAAUGGCCGACACGACACGUACCUGAGCGACGAAGUACUCGCAGCCCAUGGCGGGGUCGUUCUUGGAGUCGGAGGCAACGUAGCCCCGCUUGAGCUCCUUGACCGACACGUUCUUGACGUUGAAGCCAACGUUGUCGCCGGGGGCAGCCUCGGGCAGAGACUCGUGGUGCAUCUCAACCGACUUGACCUCAGUCGUCAGGUUCACAGGGGCGAACGUCACAACCUGAUAGACACACACACACACACACAGAUGGAUGGGUUUGUGCAUGGAGAGGGAGGGAGGGAGGGAGGGGCAGUGAUUACCAUGCCGGGUUUGAGGACACCGGUUUCGACACGUCCGACGGGGACGGUGCCGAUACCGCCGAUCUUGUACACGUCCUGGAGCGGCAGCCGGAGGGGCUUGUCGGACGGACGCUUGGGCGCCUGCACCUGGUUCAACGCCUCAAGCAGAGUCGGACCUGACAAACCAAACCACCACAACACACCAACCAGACCAGACAAGGCAGGUGUAUGUGUGUGUGCAUGUGGCAGAUCGUGUGUGUGUCGGUGUGUGUUGUAUGGCUGACGGUUCGAGUCACUUACCCUUGUACCAGGACAUGUUGGUGGAAGCCUCGAUCAUGUUGUCGCCGUUCCAGCCGGAGAUGGGGACGAAGGGCACCUUGUCAGGGUUGUAGCCGACCUUCUUGAGGAAACCUGACACCUCCUUCUUGAUCUCAUCGUAACGGUCCUGCUUGUACCUGACCGACACGACACAGACAACACACACGACACGAACACCAUGUUGUGUCGCCUUGUCGUGUCUCUCUGUGUGUGGGAGGGGGGAGGGAGAGGGGGAGUGGGUGACGGUUGCGUGCGGUGCGUACCCGACAGAUUUGUCGUCCAUCUUGUUGACGCCGACGAUCAUCUGCUUGACGCCCAGCGUGAAAGCCAGCAGGGCGUGCUCACGGGUCUGACCUGCAGGACAUCACACACCAGACAGACAGAGGACAUGUGUGUGGUGUGCAUCAGCACACGGAGCCACAGAUCUCUCAUCUCAUCCACACAACACAACACACACGCUCCAGACGCCUGUGUCUGACACGUCUGGCUACACAUGCACCUCUGGCUGCCCCAGAUCUGCCUCCCUCCCCCCACACGCACGUAGAUCUGCCUCCCCCGUCCCUUCCCCUCUCUCCCGUGUCCACCCUGUGUGUCCGCUGUCCGUCCGUACCUUCCUUGGCGAUACCGGCCUCGAACUCUCCCUGUCCCGAAGCGACGAUGAGGAUGGCCACGUCAGCUUGUGACGUCCCCGUGAUCAUGUUCUUGAUGAAGUCGCGAUGGCCCGGUGCGUCGAUGAUGGUGAAGUAGAACUUGUCGCUCUCGAACUUCCACAGGGCGAUGUCGAUGGUGAUGCCUCUCUCGCGCUCGGCCUUGAGCUUGUCGAGCACCCAGGCGUACUUGAACGACCCCUUGCCCAUCUCAGCUGCCUCCUUCUCGAACUUCUCGAUGGUUCGCUUGUCGAUGCCGCCGCACUUGUAGAUCAGGUGGCCGGUGGUGGUGGACUUGCCGGCAUCGACGUGACCGAUCACCACCAGGUUGAUGUGCUGCUUCUCCUUCCCCAUGGCGACAAGAGAUCACUG
Molecule: messenger RNA, 3519 nt
Organism: Vitrella brassicaformis
Lineage: Eukaryota; Vitrellaceae
Source: the annotation of a GenBank genome assembly